CUCCCUUUCCUCUAAAACCUUCUUCACUUCUUAAGUUUUUUGUUUAUAUUCUUACCAAAAUUUCUCAGACUUCUUUUCUCCAAAAAAGGAAAAAAAAAAAAAAAAAAUUCUUUCUUUGGUUCGUUACGUGCUCUCAAAAAGCAUGUUCCCGCCAAAUUGUGACGGCGGCGGCGACUUCGGCGGCGACGUCGGCGACAGUAUCAGUGCGGGAGUGGUCAUCAACACCGCCGCCGGAUUUCGAUAUGUGGUGUUAAGUAUACACGUUUUCACUUCCUAUAUUCGUCAGAACCGAGAAUAUCUGCAGGAGGACGAAGAGGCGCUUGAUGGGAAGACUUGUUCCGAUCAAACGACACACCACGUCGUCGUUGACAUUCUUUCCAUUCUUUCCUGGGAUAGAGUUGUACGGAUCGUGAAGGAGAGAGACUUGAUGGGUCUACGAAGACUUGGUGGUGUUGACAGGGUCGUCUCACUUCAAAGGUCCCACUUUGAGGAAAAUGAGGUUCCUGACGCUAUUGAUAGUACUCAAGAGUCACAACAACACUGGGAAACAAGAAUUCAAACACGAAGUUUCUUUCAUUUCUUAUUGCAGGCUUUCAAUAGCUGGACAAUUGUCCUCUUAUUCAUAUCAGCAGGGCUGCUGUUCGCCAUCGAAAUCAUCGAGCGAGGACUCGAAGAUGGUUGGCAUGAUGGUGCAGCCGUGCUCUUUGCCAUUUUCCUGCUCGUUUCUUUCUCUUCGGUGGGGAACUUCCACCAUAAAAGAGAGCGCGUGAAGAAGUUUUUGAAGGACAGGAACAAGUUGGAGGUUAAAGUUGAAAGAAACGGGAAGUCUUUAAAUGUUGCCGUUUGCGAUGUUAAGGUGUUGGACACGGUGCAUUUGAAGCAAGGAGAUCAGGUUCCGGCUGAUGGUUUGUUUAUCAAAGGCGAAAAUUUGAAGUUGGACGCGGCACAGUUCAAGUCAAAGCUGAUUGAUGACGACAGAAACCCUUUUCUGUUUUCUGGUUCACAUGUUAUGGAAGGCCACGGUUCAAUGAUUGUCACAUCGAUUCGUUCGGAUGAGCAUGUCGUACCGAGUCUGCACGAUCCUAAUGCGGGAACUUUGUUGCAAUCUUUGUUGGACAAACCUUAUGGUUACAUAGAGAAAUUCGCACUUUCUAUGUCUGUUUUGAUUGCUUUCAUUGUGCUGAUACGCCUUUUCUUUAAGAAACAUGACAGCUACAAUGAAUUUCCGGAAAUGAAGGGUCAUCUUGCAAUGAAGAAUCUAAUGGAGAUAUUCGAGAGUCUUGCGUUGAAACCUCAAGGAAGGGUUUCAAUCUUGGCUAGUGCUCUUAUAACGUUUGUAAUUGGAUUUCAACAUGGGAUGCCAUUUGUGAUUGGAGUUUUUCUAAGUCACUCGAACCAGAAGUUGUCGAAUGAGGCGAAUCUUGCGAAUCUGUCAAGUUGUUGCACCAUGGGGCUGGUCACCCUCCUCGUAAUUGAUGCAUCUGGUGACCACUUGUGUGAGGAAAUUGAGGUCAAGGAGUUUUGGAUGGGCGAGAAAGACGUAGCUGGCAGAACACAAGACAAAUCAGUAGUUACUGAUUCGGUACUGGACCGAGGAAUUGGAGUGUGGGUUCAUGUUAGUCCAAAGGAUGAUUUUCUCCUCUCGUGCAUUAAUGGAGAUAGCAAUUCAAAUGAACAGUCUCAAGUUGUUGAGUACCGAAGAACAUCAAGCUCUGGCAAGAAAGGUUGUGAGGUUUUGAUGAGAAAAAUCAGCGACGAAGAAGAGGAACAAAGUCUUCUGCACUUGCACUGGAAAGGACCUCCUUCAACAAUAUUGGAAAUGUGCUCACAUUUCUAUGACACUAGAGGUGAAAGGCAUGCAAUAGUGAAUGAUCAAAAGAGAAUGUUUGAGAAUGUAAUUAAAAAUAUGGAGAACAAUGGUCUUGGACCAAUUGCAUUUGCUUAUGGACAGACUGAGGUUAGAGAACUCAAGAGAGAUGGGCUUAGCUUGUUGGCAAUUGUAGGUCUCAAGUACCCAUGUAAGGAAGAGAUUAAGUCCCUUGUGGAAGUUCUUAGAGAAGCAGGAUUGGUCAUCAAAUUAGUCUCAGAAGAUGAGCUACCAAGAGUGAAAUCCAUUGCUUGGGAAUUGGGAUUUUUUAGGCCUGGUUCAAAUGAUGAGGAAAUUACUGAAGCUGAAAAUAUUCGAGAGAUAUCGGUCGAGUCAGAGAUGCAGAGGAAACUAGUGGAGCAGAUCACUGUAAUAGGAAAUUCCCUCCCUGAGGACAAGCUACUUAUGGUCAAAAAAUUGAAAGAAAAUGGAAAAGUAGUUGCCUUCUAUGGAGGGUCAAGGGCGAGUGACGCAUUAACUCUGAAAGAGGCCGAUGUGGGGAUCACUCAGGAUGGUAGGUGCACUGUGAUGGCAAAAGCCGUUUCUGAUAUCUCCCUUAAAAAUAGGCCAGAUCUAUCGGUAAUCCGAAUAAGAGAGCGUGGUAAAAAGCAAUGCGAAAGCCUUCAGAAGUUCUUUCAACUUCAGCUCACUGCUUGGAUAUCUGGGUUGAUCAUAAUCUUAGUUUCGACAAUGCACUCAGGAGAAUCACCCUUAUCAUCAAUUCACAUGACAUGGGUGAACUUGAUUUUGUGUCUUCUUGGUGGAUUAAUGAUGGCAAUGGAGUUAAAUUGCGACGAUGAUCGACGACCCUCUAAGAGAACUCAUUCACUCAUUACCAAAACCAUAUGGAUAAACAUAGCCAUUCAAGUUUGCUAUCAAGUUAUUCUUCUGCUCAUCAUCUUUGAGUACUCCAUUAUUCUGGGAAAACAUGCCUCAACCAAAAGAGAUAAAGAUGUUUGGGAAACCUUCAUCUUCAACACUUUCACACUUUGCCAACUCAUCAAUCUGUUGAAUGUCAUCAACUUGGCAAAGAAAGAGGUUCUUAUGGUUGUUCUUCAGAGCUAUUGGUUUUUGGCGGCUUCUGUUACAGUAGUGUUCUUUCAAUUUAUCGCUAUUCAGUUCGGAAAAGGUCUUCUAAGUGGUAAGAAUUUGAAUGUGAGGCAGUGGACUUGUUGUUUUCUUCUGGCUGCUUUCUCUUCCUUGUUUGAUUGGGCCAUAAAAUCGCUUAUUUCUUAAUUUGUUUCUUGGUAGUACUUAGAGCCUGUUGUUUUACCCUUUUUGAGUUAGGUGAUUUGAGUGUAUAUUUUUAAUUGAGUUUGAGUUAUAACUCGAGUUGAAAUUGUAAUUUGAGUUUGUGUUUGAUUGUGUAAAUUUGACUUAUAAUUUGA
This is a messenger RNA of Morus notabilis, 3255 nucleotides long. Its product is annotated as calcium-transporting ATPase 12, plasma membrane-type. The transcript has 4 exons. Gene Ontology annotation, cellular component: intracellular membrane-bounded organelle. The coding region runs from base 143 to 3103 and encodes 986 amino acids. Lineage: Eukaryota; Viridiplantae; Streptophyta; Magnoliopsida; Rosales; Moraceae. The record is from RefSeq and is a predicted model, not a curated record. Gene Ontology annotation, molecular function: P-type calcium transporter activity; nucleotide binding.